CUGUUCCCCUCGGGGUCCUGCAGCCCCUCAGGGCUGGGGAGCCCCAAAUCCCACCCCCAUGGGAUGUCCCCACCUCGCACCCACCAACAGGUUAAACUCCCGGCACCCCGUGACUCUGUUUACCACCCAGGAGUUAUUUAUAGGGCUCCUGGCUCCGGGAUUCGAUUCCACAUCCGUGUGUGGGGCACAACCCUAUUUAUAACCCCCCCCAAGGCACAGGGGGCCGGUCGCUGCCCCCCAACUGCCCCCCCAGCCCUCCGGGGGUGCCCAUGGCCCACGAAACCUUUGCCUUCAGCUCCUCGGCCCUGCGCUCGCUGCAGCUCCAGCGGGAGCUGCUGGAGCGGGAGGAGCGGCGGAGAGCCCUGGCCCGGGAAUGGGCCACGCGCCGGUUCCUGCCGGAGCCCCCCCGGGCCCCCCCGAGCCCCCCCCGGCGGCGCCGGUACUGCCGGGACCCCGCCGUGCACAACGCCCUGUACGCCGGGGACCUCCCGCGGGUCCAGAGCAUCUUCAAGGACGAGGCCGCGGCCAAUUUGGUCCUGGAGAUGGUCAGCGAGGAGCUGGUGUGGUCACCGGAGCAGGGGCUGUGGGUGCUGAGCCCCCGCCGGCAGCAGACCUCGGCUCUGCGCAUCGUCACCGCCCGGGGCUACGAGGACUGUGCCCGGCACUUGCUGCUGCGGGGGGCGGCGGUGGACGCCGUGGUGGGGGGCCGGGCCCCCCUGCACGACAGCGCUGCCGCCCCCCACCCCAACUGCGCCCGCCUGCUCCUGGCCUUCGGCGCCGACCCCAACGUGCUGAGCGCCGAGGGCUCGGCCCCCCUGCACCUCUGCACUGCCCCCCAAAGCCUGCGGUGUGCGGAGCUGCUGCUGGCGCACGGCGCGCGGGUGAACCUGGGCACGCGCGACCGGCAGGUGACGGCCCUGCACGUGGCAGCGCGCCAGGGGCUGGUGGCCCACGUGGAGCUGUACCUGCACCACGGCGCCGACCCCUCCCACCGCACCCACCAGGGUGAGACCCCCCUGAAUGCCGCGGCGGCCGCAGCUGAGCACCCCGAGGAUGCCGAGCGGUACCUGCGCGUGGCCGAGCGGCUGCUGGCGGCCGGUGCCGACCCGGGGGCCGCGGGGCGCAAGGGCCACACGCCCCUGCACAACGCCUGUGCCAACGGGCACCCCGGGCUGGCCCGGCUGCUGCUGUGCCACGGCGCCGACGCCACCGUCCCCAACGGCGCCGGUGACACCCCCAUGGACUGUGCCCUCCGCGCCGUCCACGAGUACCGGGACCAGCGCCCCGAGGAGACCCUCGUGCUCCUGCUUGACCACGGCGCCCUCCCCGGGCACCCCAAGAUGCUCAGGUUGUGCUGCCAGCACCCGCCGGCGCUGGAGGUGAUGCUCAACGCCUACGACCGCGUGCCUCCCGCCGAGGGAUGGGCGGAGGACGUGCCUCCCGAGCUGUGGGAGGAGCACCAGGAGUUCUAUGCCUCGGCCGUGCGCAUGGCGGGGCAGCCACGGCGGCUGCAGCACCUGGCACGCUGGGCCAUCCGGAGCCACCUGGGCUCCUGCUGCCACAGCGCUGUCCCCAGGCUGGCACUGCCACCCGCCCUGCGACGGUACCUCCAGCUGCACAUCGAGGGGGUCAUUUCUUGAGAGCAGCCCUUGCUUCCCCACUGGUGUUCCCUCCCCGUGUUCCCUCCCCGUGUCCCCAUCACUGUCCCCUCCCUGUGACCCCCCCCAUGUGCUGGUGUUAAUAAAAGGACGUAGCAGA
Pseudopipra pipra is the source of this 1758-nucleotide messenger RNA. It is a transcript of the gene ASB16, whose product is annotated as ankyrin repeat and SOCS box containing 16. Gene Ontology annotation, biological process: positive regulation of transcription by RNA polymerase II; intracellular signal transduction. The record is from RefSeq and is a predicted model, not a curated record. Bases 270 to 1640 code for a protein of 456 amino acids. NCBI's taxonomy places the organism in Eukaryota, Metazoa, Chordata, Aves, Passeriformes, Pipridae. Gene Ontology annotation, molecular function: transcription cis-regulatory region binding; protein binding. The transcript is spliced from 5 exons. Gene Ontology annotation, cellular component: nucleus.